This is a messenger RNA of Cuscuta campestris, 2576 nucleotides long. The record is from the annotation of a GenBank genome assembly. NCBI's taxonomy places the organism in Eukaryota, Viridiplantae, Streptophyta, Magnoliopsida, Solanales, Convolvulaceae.
AUCGAUUUUCGGCCACUGUUCAUCAUCUUCUUCCUCUGUUCAAUUUUUAACAUUAUCAUUUUUAAUUACCAAACUUCAAUUAAAUUAUAUAGGAAUGUUCCCCAAUGUUCACAGAUCAUUUUAGAGUCAUUAAUUUGUAGUUUUAACAACAAUUUCUUGGUUUAUGAUUCUUGGUUCUUCAAACAUGUCAAACAUAAAACUCAACCAAACGACCGUUUAUGAACGUAAAAACGAUCUAUACGAACAUUCUAAUCACUAGAUAUAUCUACGGGCUUACCUCGAAGUGUAAUGGAGGUUUUGAAGAUUUUCCGGCGAAACUUCCGGCGAGGAUUGUGGCUAUCUCCGGCGAUGGGAAGCUCUCUUGACAGCACUACUUCACUCUCUACACUCUCAGCUAUUUAUUGGAAGAAGAAUGGGUGUUGUUGGGCAUUCUCAACCGUGGCAGCGACGGAGGGAAUCACAAAGCUUACCACCGGAAAACUGAUAUCCUUGUCGGAGCAACAGCUGGUGGACUGCGACAGGAUAAGCCACGGGUGCGACGGAGGGUGGAUGGAGGCCGGCUUCAAAUACAUCACCGAGAACAGGGGCAUAACCACCGAGGCCAACUACCCCUACACCAAAAUGCAGGGCCCCUGCCAGCAGAGCAAGGCCUCCGCCGCGGCGGCGAGGCUCGGCGGCUUCCAAAUCGUUCCCAAGAACAGCGAGGCCGAGCUCCUGAAGGCGGUGUCGCGGCAGCCGGUGUCCGUCUCGAUCGACGCUGCCGGGCAGCCGAUGCAGUUCUACGCCGGCGGGGUUUUCACCGCCCAGUGCUCGACGCUGAUCAACCACGCCGUGACCGCCGUCGGGUACGGGACGGACCCCAACGGGAUGAAGUACUGGCUGCUCAAGAACUCCUGGGGACCCACUUGGGGAGAGCGGGGAUUCUUGAGACUGCUGAGGGACUCCGGUGUUCCGGAGGGACAAUGUGGGGUCGCCACCCAAUCUUCUUUCCCUCUUCCUCCUAAGUAAUUGUUAAACAAACAAACAUGGGAAGCAUUUGUUGUUAUGAUAAUGAAAAUAAAUAAACCAAAUUAAACCAGGGUAGUGGGUACUGCAGGGGAGUGAGCGAAACAGCGCCAGUGGAUCGGCGGCGAGAUGCGGUGGUACGUCGUUGCUUCUCUUCUCACCGUUCUCACCAGCUCCCAGGGAAUCUUGACGACGUUAUCUCAGAGCAAUGGGGGCUAUGAAUAUGACUAUGCCACUGUUCCUUUUCUUGCUGAAGUCUUCAAGCUUCUUGUAUCUUGUAUCCUUCUGUCUAGAGAGAUGAAAAGCUCACCUACUCCACAAAUGACCACGGAUUGGAAGAGCAUCCGCCUGUACCUAAUUCCAUCUAUCAUUUACCUCAUUCACAAUAAUGUUCAGUUCGCUACUCUUAGAUAUGUGGAUACAUCAACUUAUCAGAUAAUGGGCAACUUGAAGAUUGUCACCACUGGAAUAUUGUUCAGGUUGUUUUUGAAGAGAAAGCUUUCUCCUUUGCAGUGGAUGGCAAUCGUAUUAUUGGCUGUUGGAACAACCACAAGCCAGGUAAAAGGCUGUGGAGAGGCUUCUUGUGAGUCAUUGUUUUCAUCACCCGUCGAGGGAUAUAUGUUUGGGAUUUUGUCUGCUUUUCUUUCAGCCUUAGCUGGGGUGUACACUGAAUUCUUAAUGAAAAAGAACAGUGACAGCUUGUACUGGCAGAAUAUCCAACUAUAUGCAUUUGGCUCAAUAUUUAACAUUGGACGUCUUCUACUCGAUGAUUUCAAAAGUGGGUUUGAGAGAGGGCCAUGGUGGCAACGCCUUCUACAUGGAUACAGUAUUACAACAUGGUUGGUGGUUUUGAAUCUGGGAACAACUGGGCUUUUGGUGUCAUGGUUAAUGAAGUAUGCCGACAAUAUUGUUAAGGUAUACUCCACAUCUAUGGCAAUGCUUUUAACAAUGUCAUUAUCAGUGGUCUUAUUCAAUUUCAAGCCAACUGUUCAGCUGUUUUUGGGCAUUGUUAUCUGCAUGAUGUCACUACACAUGUACUUUGCUCCCCCAAACAAGCUGGUGGAUUUGCCUUUGACAACAAAACCUGCCCCCGAGAGCUUAGCCGAAAGAACAGUUUCAUGAUGUAUAUGUACGAGUAAAACGUAGAGAAAGUACCAAAAUAGGAGUUCCAUAUUUGUAUUUUCAAAAUAGAAGUUACAAUACCAAGAAUGUCAACAUAUAAUACCAAAAAACACCGUAGAAUGCCAAUAUACAGUGCCACAUUAUCAGUGCAAACUUUUAUUUUGAGAAUAAAAUCAUAUGGAGGUUUUAUUUUGGUACUUUCUUUAUGUCUUACUCUUACUCUGGAUGAUUUCUUAUACAUAUAUAUUGGUUUGGAUUGAUGUCUUCAUUUGUAUUUGCACGAAGCAUUUCAUCCCCGUUCUUAGCUUAACCACAGGAAUAGAGAUGGGUGCAUCUCUUCACUCAGUAUACCGACAAUAGGGACGAAGUUGAUCUUUCUCAUGAUUCCAGAGCUGAUUUUCAAAUGUGUACAACUGUACAAGCCAUCCACAGAUUGUAGUUGUGUUUAC